Sorex araneus (European shrew) is the source of this 1002-nucleotide messenger RNA. RefSeq names its product adenosylhomocysteinase-like. Gene Ontology annotation, molecular function: adenosylhomocysteinase activity. NCBI's taxonomy places the organism in Eukaryota, Metazoa, Chordata, Mammalia, Eulipotyphla, Soricidae. Gene Ontology annotation, biological process: L-methionine cycle. The transcript has a single exon. Gene Ontology annotation, cellular component: cytosol. The record is from RefSeq and is a predicted model, not a curated record. The coding region runs from base 1 to 1002 and encodes 333 amino acids.
AUGAGAUGCCAGGGUCACGCAGCAGCUGCUGUUGCCAAAGCUGGUAUUCCCGUAUAUGCCUGGAAGGGGGAAACGGAUGAGGAGUACCUGUGGUGCAUCGAGCAGACCCUGUACUUCAAGGACGGGCCCCUUAACAUGAUUCUGGAUGAUGGUGGUGACCUCACCAACCUCAUCCACACCAAGUACCCUCAGCUCCUGUCUGGCAUCCGGGGCAUCUCUGAGGAAACCACCACUGGUGCCCACAACCUGUACAAGAUGAAUGCAAAUGGCAUCCUGAAGGUGCCUUCCAUCAACGUCAAUGACUCAGUCACCAAGAGCAAAUUUGACAACUUCUGUGGCUGCCGGGAGUCGCUCAUUGAUGGCAUCAAGUGGGCCAUGGACGUGAUGAUUGCAGGCAAGGUGACAGUGGUGGCAGGCUACGGGGAUGUGGGCAAGGGCUGUGCACAGGCCCUGUGGGGUUUCAGCGCCCGAGUCAUCAUCACCGAGAUUGACCCCAUCAAUGCCCUGCAGGCCGCCAUGGAGAGCUAUGUGGUAACCAUCAUGGAUGAGGCCUGCAAGGAGGGCAACAUCUUUGUGACUACCACGGGCUGCAUGGACAUCAUCCUGAGCCAGCACUUUGAGCAGAUGCAGGAUGAUGCCAUUGUAUGUAACAUUGGCCACUUCGAUGUGGAGAUCAAUGUCAAGUGGCUGGAAGAGAACUGUGUGCAGAAGGUCAACAUCAAGCCCCAGGUGGACCGCUACGUGCUAAAGAGUGGGCGCCGCAUCAUCCUGCUGGCCGAGGGCCGACUGGUCAACCUGGGCUGUGCCAUGGUUCACCCCAGCUUCGUGAUGAGCAACUCCUUCACCAACCAGGUGCUGGCGCAGAUCGAGUUGUGGACCCAUGAGAACAAGUACCCUAUGGGGGUCUACUUCCUGCCUAAGAAGCAGGAUGAAGCCAUGGCUGAAGCCCAUCUGGGCAAGCUGAAUGUGAAGCUGACCAAGGUGACUGAGAAACAGUUCUAG